Molecule: messenger RNA, 1345 nt
Organism: Anopheles maculipalpis
Lineage: Eukaryota; Metazoa; Arthropoda; Insecta; Diptera; Culicidae
Product: dipeptidase 2
Exons: 2
Coding region: 14-1345 (443 amino acids)
Biological process (GO): proteolysis
Molecular function (GO): metallodipeptidase activity
Source: RefSeq, a predicted model, not a curated record
AAGUACGCUAACCAUGAAUCCAACCACAAUUCCUAACCACGACUUUAUGGAGUUGCAUCCGGUGCAUCAGCAUCCAGCAGGUUGCAAACAGCAUUGCUUCGUAUUUACCGAAAUUGCCGACAUAGAGCUACCACCGGAGAUCACCAAAUAUCCGGAAAAGAUUAAGAAUGGUAGCAUCCAUUCGUACACGAAGGAAAGCAUCUCUCCGCCACCGCCAAAGCUGGCCAAGGAUCGACGGAGUCGUAAAAUCAUUGCCCUUGUGUCGGGGCUACUCGUAUGCGUAGCACUGGCCGCUGGUAUACCGCUCGGGUUACAGUUAAGGUCAUCCUCUCUGUUGGAAGCACGGUUGGCAUUUAUCAGGCGUUUACUGGUGGAAUCACCGCUCGUUGAAGGCUAUUGGGCGCCACCGAUGGGAGCAAAUUUUAGCAAAAGCUUUGCAGAAGUUAAGAGCGGUAUGGUUGGAGCGUUACUGUGGCCCAUCGCAGUACCGUGUGCGGCACAGUAUCUGGACGCGGUACAGCUGACGUUGGAAGGUUUGGAUGAUGCGCGAAGGCUUGUGGGUAAAAACCGAGAUAUGGCGGUGGUGGAGAAUGCGGACGAAAUGGAGCAGGCCCACACGGAGGGCAAGUUGGCGAUUUUGUUUGGGCUAGAGGGAGGUCACACGCUGGGCUCGAGUUUGGCAGUGCUUCGGUCAAUGUAUUCGCUUGGAGCGAGGUUUGUGUCGCUGACUGGCGUCGGAUGUACGACGCCGUGGGCUAGCGCCUCGAUACGGAACGAUUUCUUCGACGAGAACCUACCAUCGACAUUGACCAACUUUGGGGAGAUUGUAAUUCAAGAAAUGAACCGCUUGGGAAUGUUGGUGGAAAUAUCGCGACUCUCCGAACCAGCAAUGAUGGUUGCAUUGAACGUUGCCAAAGCACCACUGCUACUCUCAAACGCGCUGCCCUCCUCGAUGGCAUGCAACGGAACGACGGCCGCCGUACCGGAUCAUAUCCUGAGCGCCCUAUCCCAAAAUGGAGGAGUCCUGAUGCUGAACGUGGAACGGUGCGGUGAUAAACCGAUGUCAUUGAAGGAUGCCAUCACGGCAAUCAACUACAUACGAGCGAUUGCCGGUGUGGAUCAUGUAGGUUUAAGCGGAUCACCCAAAAACUAUCCACUUCUGUUGGCCGAGCUGGCCCGGGAUCGGUUGUGGGGCUCGGUAGCGAUCAAGAAGCUGGUCGGUGGGAAUAUUGUGCGUGUGCUGCGUGAGGUUGAAACGAACAAGAAUCGUUUACCUCUGUCUGAGGAUUGGAUACCGUUGGAGGCGAUUGAAGGGAACGCAUAUUGCCGGUAUCCGGAAACGUAA